Drosophila eugracilis is the source of this 3505-nucleotide messenger RNA. RefSeq names its product kinesin-like protein KIF14 (gene neb). Gene Ontology annotation, molecular function: ATP hydrolysis activity; microtubule motor activity; ATP binding. The transcript is spliced from 2 exons. Gene Ontology annotation, cellular component: microtubule; kinesin complex. Bases 148 to 3504 code for a protein of 1118 amino acids. The record is from RefSeq and is a predicted model, not a curated record. Lineage: Eukaryota; Metazoa; Arthropoda; Insecta; Diptera; Drosophilidae. Gene Ontology annotation, biological process: microtubule-based movement.
UCGUCGUCCGUCACUAGAACGAAAAAUAACAAUUCAGCUACCUGGCAACGCUAAAAAAAAUCAACAAACGACGCCGCGCAAUAAUUCGAAACUUCUUGCAACUGUUUAAUAAUUCCAGGAAUAGAAGCAAUAAUAUCCGAAAAAAAUAUGAGCAACAAGAGCACACCAGUGCGCCAGCGCAUCCAACAGUUCCAAACGCGAGGUACGCAUAAAUCGACGCCGGCGUCUGAGAUUAGUGGCCUGCGCAAGAAGGUGCUGAUGACGCGUAAGGAGGAUCGCGAUCGUCCCGAACAGCUGCUGAAUACGGCCUUCAGCGGGAGCACCCCACAACCGAAACCGAAAUCGACAGCCCUAAAUGCCUGUUACACGCCCUCGUCGCUUUACAGAAAUGCAAACCACACUCCCGGAAGAACAAAGACUCCGGGCACCGGAAAAUCCAGUUCCAGCAGACCCAAGGAUCGGGAUUCUCUGAUGGACUCCUGCCUCAGCGUUUCCGAGGAAAGUAACAUGAUUGUGGCGGUGCGAGUGCGUCCACUCAACGCUCUGGAGUGCACACGUGGUCAGGUCACCAAUGUGGUCCAGGUCCAUGGAAAUAGCAAUGAGUUGACUGUCCAGGCGGGCAGCAGUGCUGAUUCCUCAGCCGGCGUGACGCAUUUCUUUAGCUACGAUCAGGUUUACUAUUCUUGCGAUCCGGAGAGGAAGAACUACGCCUGCCAGGCAAAAGUCUUUGAAGGCACAGCUCGUCCUUUAAUCGAUACUGCCUUCGAGGGCUAUAACGCCUGUCUCUUUGCCUACGGUCAGACGGGUUCGGGUAAAUCCUACAGUAUGAUGGGCAUUGAGGCGCUGGAUGAUGCUGCUUUAGAUGGAGGACCACCGCAUGAUGAAGCCGGUAUUAUUCCACGUUUCUGCCAUGAGCUGUUCCGCCGGAUAGAAGCUGUGAAAAGCCAGCAGCAACUGCAGGUGGAAGUGGAAGUCAGCUACUUUGAGAUAUACAACGAAAAGAUCCAUGAUUUGUUGAGUGUCCAGCACGCUGCUGCUGCAUCUGGAGAGUCCACUCCUGUCCAGCAGCAGCACCAGCAACGACCUGCUUUGAAGGUGAGAGAGCACCCAAUUUUUGGACCCUAUGUUGUGGAUUUGAGUGCCCACUCGGUGGACUCCUACUCAGCACUUCGCAACUGGCUGGCCGUGGGCAACUCCCAACGUGCCACCGCUUCCACGGCCAUGAACGACAAGAGCUCGCGUUCGCACUCCAUUUUUAACAUCGUCCUAAACCUCACCGAUCUGAGCAGUGAUGAUGGAUCCUCCGAUACGGGCUCGGGCACGGUUUCCUCGCUCCGGCAGACACGGCGCAGUAAAAUUAGUUUGGUGGAUUUGGCGGGCAGUGAGCGCAUCAGCGUCUCUGGAUCAAAUGGCGAAAGGAUACGCGAGGGUGUGAGCAUUAACAAGAGUCUGCUGACACUGGGAAAAGUCAUCGCUGCUUUAGCCGAUUCUCGAAAGGCUAGUGGGAAUGGACUUCUGGGUUCCGGAACACCCAGUACAUUCGUCCCUUAUCGAGAAAGCGUGCUCACCUGGCUUCUGAGGGAAAAUCUGGGCGGUAACUCGAAGACAGUCAUGUUGGCCACCAUAUCACCGGCUAGCCUGCAUGCGGAUGAGACUUUGGCCACUUUGCGUUAUGCAUGUAAGGCGCGUUCUAUUGUUAAUCGGGUGAAGGUUAACGAAUCGCCCCACGACAAGAUCAUCAGGGAUUUGCGUGCCGAAGUGGAUCGCCUGAAAUCGCUCAGAAACGAGUAUGAGCGUCAGAGGCGUUUAUCCGGUAAUAAUAACAAUCCCGUGCCACGAAAGAUCAUUAUCGAAACUUCGGUGGAUGAGACAGAAGUAGAGGCACUGCGUCAACAGCUGGCUGAACGGGAAAGGGAGUUGAGUCGAGCGCAAAAGUCGUGGAUGGAGAAGCUCAAGGAGGCGGAGGAUCAACGAAAGUCGGAGUUGCGUGUCUUGAAACGCCGGGGAUUGGCUUUGGAACUAACCGCCGAGCAGAAGCAGGCAUGUCUGGUUAAUCUAACGGCGGAUCCCAUACUUAGUGGCACUUUGUUCUACCUGCUGCCUCAAGGACUCGUGCGCAUAGGAAGAGGUCGACUGCCAGGAGGCAGUGCCAAUUCUCAGCCGGAUAUCGUGCUAGACGGUCCAUUGGUGGCGUUGCAGCACUGCAUCAUUGAACAUGAACGUGGUGGCAAGUUGUAUGUCAUUCCAGGAAGCGAGGACUUUGAGACCUAUGUAAACGGGGAACUCCUGGAGGAUCGUCGUCAGCUGUUCCACGGCGACCGCCUGGUAAUCGGUGGUUCCCACUAUUUUCGCAUCUCCAAUCCCUUCUGCUCGCAAAGAGGAAAGGCUGAAAAUCCCGUCGAUUUCCAGUUGGCCCACCAGGAGAUUCUGCAGAAACAGGAGCAGCAACUGCGAUCUGAACUGGAGGCGGAAAAGCGUGCUGCCCUCACUCGGAUCGAACAGGAGCGGGCUCAGCAUGCUCGAGACUUUGAGGAACGGCUGCAGUGCCUCGAACUGGAGCAGUUUAAGUACAAGUGCAACAGUGAGAUGUUAGAGACUGAGCGCCAAGCCUUGGCCUUAGCCCAGCAGCAGGAGCACACACCCCUAAGGCAGGAGGAUGCGGUAUCUACUCCUGCACAGAAAUCCACCAUUCUAGAAGACAUUCAACGCAUCAUGCUGAAUCCCUCGGAAGAGAGUCUUCAUAAGACCCAGCUGAUGGUCAAGGAGGCCACCCAACGCUGUCGCCAAUUGGAUCUGCCAUUGGAAUUCCGACAAACCCAGACGCCGGAUGAGUUUGGCUUGCUACGCACCGUUAUCCUCAUCCUGGACAAGCAGCGAGGUCUUAAGGCCGAGUGGCCCACUGCCAGACUGGGAGUAUGGUUGGAUUUGGUCAGGGAUAAUGCGGAGCAGCAGGAGAAACUAAAUGCUAGAACCAUUUUUCAAAGUGUUGAGGUUGACUGGGAGCCACUGGACGCGGAUCUAAAUGAAACACUGAGCGACACUCAUAACUCUAGCCGCAUCGCCUUGAAUCUGAGUGCCAUGAAGGAUGUGUUAUUGAAUAAACCGCUGAAGAGGCUACUUAACGUGUCCAGCAGUAGCAAUACACCCCGCCAGACAUCCACUCCCUCACCUGGCAGUCAAUUUGUUCAUUACACCAAACGCUUGCUAACGUAUGAUGCCGAGGAAACGCCAGGUAACCAGAGUAAUUUCACGACGCUCGUCCAACAGGAGCUGCAGGUAAUGCAGCGAUCCGCUCAGCGAUUGCGAAGGCACUGUGAAAGUGCCCUUCUCGAGCGGGAAAAUCAUCAGGACAACGGUGUUCUGGCCGUAAGCCUGCAAGAGGCUCUGGUUCGUAUGGACACCGUGCUCAAUGGGAUGCACACUUCGUUGGCCCGAGCAGAGGCCACUGCAAGUGUCACCUCACCAACUAAAACACAGAAGGCUGUGCGCUUUCUUAUCGAUUGAC